AUCUCUAAUUAAAGCCCUUAAAAACCGCAAAGAGUUGACAAAAAAAAGUAAUAAUAAUUUUACAGAAAGUAAUAAAACGAAUAAACUAAUAAAUACAAUGUUGGAAAUAAAGUACAAAUGACACAAUUUGACAAUAUAUUUAACUACAGGCCGAAAAGAAAAUAAUUUGAAAUUCUUCACGGCUCUGGAUUAUUGAAUUAAAAAAAAAAAAAAACAUAAAAAAAUACCAAUUUCUUCACAAGAUGCGACAAAUCAUAGGAAAAACAUUAAUAUCAAUGCGUCGUUCAAUAUUCAAUAAUUUUCAAUGUUUGAGAUAUUCUCAUCAACAGGAAAAAAAAAUUCUCGAACAAUUAAAAAAUCGUUCACUUCUUUUAUUAAAUGGUCCUGAUUCAUCAAAUCUUCUACAAGGACUCAUUACAAAUGAUAUGCAACAUUUUAAUAAUGGUACUGCAAAUAUUUAUACAUUAUUUUUAAAUAUCAAAGGUCGUGUACUUUAUGAUUCAAUAAUUUAUAAACAUCCCGAAUUAAAUGAUUCUUAUUAUAUUGAAUGUGAUAAAAAUAUUCAAGAACAAUUGCAUCGACAUUUAAAUAUGUAUCGAUUAAGACGUAAAGUUGAAAUUAAAUCACUCGAUAGUAAAAUGAAUAUUUGGACUUUAUUUAAUCCAAAUUUACAUGAGAAAACAGUGAAUCAAACAAAAUUUGAAGGACGUAUUUUUCCAUGUGGCAAUAAUGAUAAUAGUAAUAGUACUAAUAAUAAUAAUAAUAAUAAUACAUCGAGUAAAAAAAUGGAUAAAAUUUCAAUAUACGAAGAUCCAAGACUUGUGAAUUUGGGUUUGAGAAUUCUUACAGAAAUUGAUGUGAAACGUGAUGAUAUUGUAAAAAAUUUCGAAUCAGAAAUUGAAUUGACAAGAAAAAAUUCAAAUUAUCAUGAAUUUCGUUAUAAAUUGGGAAUUGCCGAAGGUGUUGAUGAUUUACCACCGGGAAAACCAUUACCAUUGGAUAUUAAUGGUGAUUAUUUGCAUGGAAUUAGUUUUCAUAAGGGUUGUUAUAUUGGACAGGAAUUAACAGCUCGUACACAUUAUACGGGUAUUGUGAGAAAAAGAUUAAUGCCAUUAUUAUUUAAUGAUGUGCCAAAAAAUUUAUUAAACUAUGACGAGACAAUAGUUAAUGAAUUGGGUAAACCAGUUGGUAAAUUUCGUGGUAUUGUUAAUCAAUAUGGAUUGGGUUUAGUGAGAAUUUCCGAGGCAUUAAAUUCACAAUCACUUGAAAUUUGUGGUACAAAAGUGACGAUUUUUAAGCCAUUUUGGUGGCCACAAGAGGCGCAAAAACAAGAAAUUUCUGCAAAAAGCAAUAAAUGAGUCUUUGAUUUUAUAAAA
Messenger RNA from Leptopilina boulardi, 1376 nucleotides. Its product is annotated as putative transferase CAF17 homolog, mitochondrial. NCBI's taxonomy places the organism in Eukaryota, Metazoa, Arthropoda, Insecta, Hymenoptera, Figitidae. The record is from RefSeq and is a predicted model, not a curated record. The transcript has 2 exons. Bases 243 to 1358 code for a protein of 371 amino acids. Gene Ontology annotation, molecular function: protein binding. Gene Ontology annotation, cellular component: mitochondrial matrix.